CACAAGACACUUUACUACACUGAUCUUAUUGAAUUUUUAGAGAAAGAGCUAAACUCUUAGGGUUCAUACAGUAUCUGGGGGAGAGGGGGGCAAUCAGAUUCAAUCCAAGGAAGGGGAAGUCAGAACAUAUUCCUUGGAUCAAGAGGAUCUCACUAGCGUCAAGGAAUUUUCCUUGGUGGGAUGGUGUGAUGGAACAAGGUAUUCUUGGUCCCCAUGCAGGCUCCUCUUUUACAAGAAGCAGUUAGUUUCCAGGAUUCAUCAGCGUCAACAUGUCUGGAGGUCCUAUGCAUGUGUUCGGUCCACUUGUUUACAUCCAUAACCUCCUCGCCGCCUACCUAAAUACCUGUGUGGACUACGUGAUACCACACGAUCAUGUCUAUGGGAUCCAGCUGGACAAUGGCACCUGGAAUGGCAUUAUGGGUCAGGUCACACGCAAGGAGGUGGAUAUGUCUGGGACGUUGAUGUACAUGGACGCUAGCAGGCAGAGAGCUGUAGACAACAGCGUGGCGCUCUUUAUCAACGACAAGAUCCUCACUUACAAGCGGCCCGUCCCACAGGCUGACCUGGCUGGCUUCCUCAAGCCUUUCACCCCCAUGAUGUGGUGUAUGAUAUUGUUGACGGUGACGGUUAUGGUCACUGUAAUCUUGUGGACUCAGCGUCUCCAGAACAAAUUCAUCAACCCAGAUGCUCUUGUAAAAGAUGGAGAGGAGGAACAAGAGGAAACGAGAAGGAGGUUGAGUGAAGAUGAGAGGCAGCAGCCCCUGCCUACCUUGUGGACCUCUUGCCUCUGGUCGUUUUCUGCCCUCCUGGCUCUGUCAUCGAGGUGGUGGCCGCAGGGCACAGUGUUGCAGGUGAUGGCGGGGGUGUGGUUGCUGGCAGCAUUGGUCAUCACUACAGUGUAUCGGUCCAACUUGAUGGCCAUGCUCAUCAUCCCCAAGCUGCACCUGCCCUUCAACACCCUCCAGGAGCUGCUCAACACCAACAUUCCCUGCUACGUCGCUCAAGGCACUGUGCUUCUCACUGAUAUUCUUGCAGCAGAGCCUGGGAGUCAGCUGCACCGCCUAAGAAAGCAGAUGAUUACUCACUCGAAUGUAAAGAAGACAGAGUUAGAUGUGCUUCAAGGAAAAUACGCUUCCUUCUCCAGUCGUUUGGCUGUUCUGAGUUCCAUCCACAAUAUCUUCUCUACUACAAAGUCGUGUCCUCUCUACAUUGCCUCGGAAACCUUCUUCGGCAGCAGCUCUCUCUGCUUCGUCUUCCCCAAGGGUUCCCAUCUUAGCCGUAAACUUAAUCCAGUGUAG
Cherax quadricarinatus is the source of this 1298-nucleotide messenger RNA. The record is from RefSeq and is a predicted model, not a curated record. NCBI's taxonomy places the organism in Eukaryota, Metazoa, Arthropoda, Malacostraca, Decapoda, Parastacidae.